Molecule: messenger RNA, 1879 nt
Organism: Paramacrobiotus metropolitanus
Lineage: Eukaryota; Metazoa; Tardigrada; Eutardigrada; Parachela; Macrobiotidae
Exons: 3
Coding region: 224-1567 (447 amino acids)
Source: RefSeq, a predicted model, not a curated record
UUCAGUACUCCGAUGUGCAGAUUUCACAGUUUAAUCGUAGUUUGCCAGUCCAGAUUUUAAGAAACGGUUUUCGUUGAUUGUUUAAAAUUUAUAUGCUUUUACUUAAUUUUGGUCUGAUUCCGAAUAAUUUAUUAUCGAGCAUCGACAUCGUUAUUAACCGUAAAGAGGGCACUGGGCGCGGCAGUUUCGAGGUACACUGUAACACUAACAAACUGCAGCUAAUAUGGCUCCCUCAUCUUUCAAGCAGACCAUAAAGUCUCUGCGGGCCUGCCUUUUCGAUCAUGAUCCCGUAACAUUCGGCGUUUGCCCCGUUCCUGAAAAAGAUUUAGGACUGUUCUACGGCAAGGGCGAUACCGCACGGCAGCUGUAUCUGCACACUGCAUCCGACACUGAAUUAGAGCAUCUUGCGCGUGCCUGCACGGCGGCCAGCUUUGGGAUCAACCAGCAGGAUGUCUACGACGAGACUUACCGCAAAGCUGGCAAAAUGGACACAGAACAAUUCGCCAGCAAAUUCGACUUGGAAUGCUCGGGAAUUUUGGCUCGUGUCAAGAACAGCCUGCUAGAGCACACCCAUUUUGAAAAGCCUGUCGAGCGAGAACUUUACAAGUUGAAUGUCUACGGUCCGGGGGGAUUUUUCAAAGCACACAAGGAUACUCCACGGGGCGCCAAGAUGUUCGGAUCGCUGGUGAUUGUCUUCCCUACGAAGCAUACCGGCGGAGAGCUGAAGCUACGUCACGGCGAAAAAGAGUGGACUUUCGAUUCGGCCGAGAAGUUAGCUGCUGCUGUAGAGCCGUCGAUCGGGUACGUCGCCUUCUUCAGCGAUGUGGAGCACGAAGUGGCCGUCGUGCAGUCCGGGUAUCGCGUCACGCUGACCUACAACCUGUACUUUGGCGAAACUUCUCCGGAGUCGGCAAGCCUUGAUGUCAACCGUGAAAAUGCCUUCAAAAGCGGACUGGCGCAGUUGUUAGCUGAUCCAACAUUUUUACCGAAAGGGGGAUUGAUCGGCUUUGGUCUGCAACACGAAUACCCGGUCAGUGCCGAGACUAAGCUGAGCACUCUGAUGGAUUGCCUAAAGGGCAGUGAUGCGCUGGUUAGGAAAGUGUGCGAACAGCUGUCGCUCCCCAUCCAGCCGAAAAUGCUGACCCAGACACAAGAGUACUACGAGAACGAGGAAAGGGGUGUGGAUUCCGAUGGCGAAGGUGGGAAAGAUGACUGUGAAGAAGAACCAGAAGACGGCAAUCCUGAUUUCUUGGCGGUCUUGACUGAUUAUGUGGUUGACCUUUCAAGAUACGGUGAUAUGGUGGACGAUGCGGCUUCUGAACUGAAGAGUUUUAAAGGGGCCUUAGUUCUUCCAUAUCCAGAUGGUGUAUCUCGCCGACGUUGGGACGCUGAAAAGAAGAAGCAAAUCAAAUACUCCGUCGACAUUCAGUGGAUCACCAAAUCAACGUUGCACACCAAACUGAAAACCAAUUACAUGACAUAUGGGAACGAGUUUUCUGUCGACUACCUGUACGGCACUGUUUGCUUCGUUGCCAAAAUCGGUCCAGCUGGAAAGCGUAUUACGUAGGCAUGUUCCGGAUGCGUGAAGACUGUAUAUAUGAAGCCUCUGUUCUACAGUAAUUAACAAGUUCUGAUGAUUGUUUCGCACGAAAAUUUUCCGAAGUGCACCAGUAUUGAUACAUUUAUACAUGCAGUUUACCAUCAAACUCUUCUGUACGUUUUCUAUGCAUUAACUGCGAGUGUUUGCUCAUGUGAUGACCAGUAUUUUUCGUUCAGAAAGUUCUUUUUAUCUUUUUUCUGGAUAAAUAUUAUUGGUUUGUCUUUUUUAUUUUUUUUGUCGGUAGAUUAUUUUGUCGGCGACUGCAGACUGUGCGAUACA